This is a messenger RNA of Gopherus evgoodei (Goodes thornscrub tortoise), 4274 nucleotides long. It is a transcript of the gene TNFAIP1, whose product is annotated as TNF alpha induced protein 1. Gene Ontology annotation, cellular component: Cul3-RING ubiquitin ligase complex. The coding region runs from base 347 to 1288 and encodes 313 amino acids. Lineage: Eukaryota; Metazoa; Chordata; Testudines; Testudinidae. Gene Ontology annotation, molecular function: ubiquitin-protein transferase activity; protein binding. Gene Ontology annotation, biological process: negative regulation of Rho protein signal transduction; proteasome-mediated ubiquitin-dependent protein catabolic process; protein ubiquitination. The record is from RefSeq and is a predicted model, not a curated record. The transcript has 7 exons.
CGGUGCAUGCUGGAGCCCGUAGUCCCAGCUGCAGGGAGCGGUCCGGGCCGCGGGUCUCGGCUGUGGGAGCGGAGGGAGCUCGGCACAGCCCAGGCCGGGGAAGCUGCGGUUGGAUGUUGUGCCCUGAGCAGGGCUGAGUUCUGGGCCCGGGGCCUCCUGGAGCGGGGUCUGUGAGGCAGCGUCGCUGGCAGCUCUCGGAGCGCGACGGUCCCACAGCCGGGACUUGAGCGACUUAUGACCAUUCCUGUCCUGCCCUACCCAUCUGACAAUUCGUGACCCCUCCCCAACCACGGCGGAAUCCAUCAAACCAACCCUCUGCAGAGUCAUCAUCUACUUGCGGAAGGAGAUGUCUGGGGACACGUGCCUGACCACCAUCUGCCAGUCUUCAGGAGCCAAGCCCAAAACCUGCAGCUUCAGAGAGGGUAGCCUGGGAAACAAGUACGUGCGGCUGAACGUUGGGGGCUCCUUGUACUACACCACAGUGCAGGUGCUGACCAGGCAUGACACCAUGCUGAAGGCCAUGUUCAGUGGCAGGAUGGAAGUACUGACUGACAAGGAAGGGUGGAUCCUUAUAGACCGUUGUGGGAAACACUUCGGUGUGAUUUUAAAUUACCUCCGAGACGACACUAUCGCACUUCCAAAAAACAGGCAGGAGAUCAAAGAGUUGAUGGCAGAAGCGAAAUAUUACCUAAUUCAGGGCUUAGUAGACAUGUGCCAGGCAGCUCUCCAGGACAAGAAAGACUCAUACGAGCCCGUCUGUAGCAUCCCCAUCAUCACGUCUCCAAAGGAAGAAGAGAGGCUCAUCGAAUCCUCCAUGAAACCUGUUGUCAAGCUGCUUUAUAACAGGAGCAACAACAAAUAUUCCUACACCAGUAACUCGGACGAUAACUUGCUGAAGAACAUAGAACUGUUCGAUAAACUUUCUCUCCGCUUCAAUGGCCGAGUCCUCUUCCUUAAGGAUGUUAUAGGGGAUGAAAUCUGCUGCUGGUCUUUCUACGGACAGGGGCGGAAGCUCGCUGAGGUCUGUUGCACCUCGAUAGUGUACGCCACGGAAAAGAAACAAACCAAGGUUGAGUUCCCUGAAGCGCGUAUCUACGAGGAGACACUAAACGUUUUACUUUAUGAAACUCCACGCGUACCUGACAACUCCCUGCUGGAGGCAACGAGCAGGAACCGAAGCCAGGCAUCUCACAGUGAGGACGAUGAGGGCUUUGAACUGCGUGACCGAGUGCGCCGCAUCCACGUGAAGAGAUACAGCACUUACGACGACCGGCAGCUUGGCCACUAGCCUGCUGGCAGAGGAGAAACGGUUUGCUUUGUUCAUAGAGCUUAACGAAUAUGCGGAGUUAGUCGGGGAAGCAGGGGACUGAUCCUCAGAUGGUUUCAGUGCUUCCUAGAGAAACAGCUUGGCAUCAAUGCGUGCAAACCAAAGGCAACAUUUAAGGCCAGAGGCUUUUAGAGUCAUUGUGACAUGUUACUUGUGCACCAUGUGGUGUAAAUAGAGCAGUUCUUCAUGUGCUGCGGAUAGGCGGGGAUCCUGUGGAGCUCAUUUGUUCUGAUAUAGGUUGCCACCAUGAGGCGUUGUCUGCCUUGUGAGAAGCGAUGUAUUUUUCCAUUUGUUUGAAAACCCAUUAUCAGAGACAUCCUAAGAGCUGUGUGCCCUGGAAUUGCUUAGUUUUUAAAUUUUCUUACAAAGGAUGCCCUGUGGGAUUCGAACGCUAGCACAUUUAGCAAGUGCUACCUCUCACUGGCCGAGCUACUCUUUUUCCUUAUGGAGCAAGUAGUUAGAUUCCCAUGGCAUGAGAGAGAAUGUGUUUCCCCUUUUGUGCAAGGAUCACCCUUGGUGCUGAAACUGCUUAGCCUGUCUCACUUUAAGCCAAGUUUUUAGGACUCAAGCUAACAAGUGGUCCAAAUGGGGGAAAUUUAGAGAGUAAAUAUUAAAUGACGUGAUCGUUAAGAAAAAAAAAUCCUAAAGGUGAGGGGGUGGGUGUGGUGAAGCUUACAAGAAAACAGAGCCCUGGUGAAAUCAUGGGCAUGGUGAGACCUCUACCCUCUGGGGCUUUGGGUGGGAUGGGAACCCUGUGUUAAUAGAUCCUGAAGAAUUGAGGGAAUCUCUCUAGAAUUAGUCACUAGAUCAAGAGGGCACCUAAGCACUGCUUGGUGUCAUCUUUCCUCAUGCUAGGAAAGAACAGGGUGAUUGAGGGAAAAUAACUGAAGUGUAGAUCAAAGAAAGCUUCUUUGCGCAUUCACUCUUGCACAGUUGGGGUUAUCCAUGUGUUUCUGCUCUAAGUCGCCUCUGAGGCCAGGAGGUGGGAAUGGAGGGACAGUGGCCAUUACACCUCGUUAUACAGUGGAGCUCUGUCUCUGCACAGCCCCAGGAGAGGGACUUUUUAUAUUGAAUUUUAAACCGUUUCUUCAGCUGACUUUUUAAAAAAUCUUUUGUGACUCAGAUGGUUUUUUUUAAACAUAUAUUUUAAAAAAGAGAGAUGAUCUGUCAAGUGUGUACUCCUCUUUUGGUACUAUAGCGUCAACUCUCCUUGGGCGUAGGGGUUUUUGGACUUGAGCUUUGAUCUUGAACGUGACUAUCCAGUGAGAGAACAUGAUGGUCCCAACUUAUUUGGUAGCCCAGGUGAAAACUUAAGGGCUUGAUUUUUCUGAAGUUCUGAGCCCCCACAACUCCAGCUGAAAACAGUGGAAGCUGCAGGUGUUCAGCACCUCUGAAAAUCAGGCCCAAAGUUUUCCUGUGUCUCUCCCCCUUGAGGACAACUGGUGACCCCAGCUGGCACUUCAAACAUCUGGGUUUGCUAACUAACCAAGGCAGCUAACUUUAGGCUUCAAAUAAGAACUGGCCUUGAUCUCAAUGUUUGGUAGUGGUUUGGGGGGAAGCGGGGCAGCCCUACUGCACACGGGAGAUGAUGGUAUAAUGUGCAAUUAGCCGUGCGUCCUGGUUCAAUAUUUCAUCUAGGAUUGUUUUAAUGCAAGGGCAGCAGUUUGACUAGCAGCCAGGAAUUAAUUGCCACCUGUCUAGCCUGGCUUGUUGCUUGCCCGGCGGUGCUGGAUGGGAGGAUUUUUCUGAGCUUCACUUUCCAUUGCUUUCAUGAGAAAUUAUUUUUUUUCUAGUCAUAGGAGAAUUUGGGCUUAGUGUGUGGGGAUGGGGGUGAGAAUCACUGCUCGGGAACAUCCUGAUGUAACUGGACUGGUGCUGAGUGCAAAGCAUAGACAAGGGCAUGCCUGGGUUUGUACCAAUUUGUCUGACCAAGACUGACCUCUACUUGUAAUAGGUGCAAACCACAGCCUGCCCCGGCUUGCGCUUAGGCAUCAGCAGUGGUGCAGCUUCGCUGGUUGCUAGGCACCAAAGGCUGAGUUGGGGCUUGUCCCACGUGUAGACAAGGUCUCGAUUUAGAAAUGAUGUUUUGGGACCAAAUCCGAGCAAGUUCCAGUUCAAGCAAGUAAGCUCCAGUUUCUCAGGAUUUGACCUUUUGUUAAUGAUCAAACUGGCUGACUUACUGUCUCAAAGGAAAAAUACGGAUUGUUUCUGAGGCUUUUUAAAAUAUGUGAAUAGGCUGCAGCUGGUGUGGGGGUUUUAUUGCCUUCAGAGUAGUCUACAGGGAGAGAAAUGUGGUUCGGAUGCUAGACUGGCCUAGCCUCCCAGCAUCAUAAACCAUUUAAAAACCCGAGCUACUCAGCGCAUUUAGUGUUCUCCCUCUCUCAAGACAAAGAUCCCAGUCUACCGCAGUCUGGCUAGACAAAAGAUUUUGAAUACUUCAACUACAUAGAGCUUUUUCUUUGAAAAUUCAUUAAAUGGCCCAUGGAAUGUGGUGUUUAAAAAACAAUGCUUUCAGGUUACAGUGUUAAGAGUACAUUAUUUCCCUAGAUGUAUUUAAGCUAUAAACUGAGUAAGAUAGUGAAUUGUUUUAUUUAUUAAUUGGGAGAUAAAAUGCAUAAACUUUGGUAAUGGGGAAAAAUAUAGUCACAUUUGAAAAAUUGGCCUAAUUAUUUUGGGUGCCCAACUUGUGACCUCUUAAAUGAGCUUGAUUUUUAGAAGCUGGUUGAUUGGCGCAUUCUACAGACGAGUUCCCUUUAAGGAGUCUCAAGCUGGGCAUGCAAAGUCAUUAAUCGUGUUUGAAAAUCUUGGUCGUAAGAUCUUUCAUCUCUAGGUCACCAGCUCAGAUCCAAAUCACCUCUAUUAGAGCUGAGCAAACGAUUUUUUUUUCUUUGACUGAAACAAAAAAUCUGGAAAAAAAAUUAUUUCAAACCAAGAUGGAAUCUUUUUU